AUAAACAAACAUUAAACGAUCAACAUUCCCACUGUUCACGCGCUUUCACAGAUAUGGAGGCACUACCGGAAAUCGUUCAGUUUCUCAACAAAUCUGCUCGUAUAGAUUUAAAAGCAGUAACUUUGACCCACAUUCUUGGUCUCACGGGCUCGAAAGAAGGCAUUUCACUCAUUAGUAAGUGUUCAGAGUUGUUGACGAAGAUAAUUGAUUUGACCGAAGACGACUCGGAGACAAUUCGAAAGGAUGCGAUUUUGACACUGGUAAACAUUUCCGCUGAGGAAAACGGAGCUAAAGCCCUGGUGGCACAGUUCAGCGAAAAGGUUGUUCAUCUGGCGUAUUCAGCGAUUAUCGACGAGGAUUCAAAAUUUGCCGAUCCCUGGUGCAUGGUUCUAUGCAAUGUUACACGGCCGGAAAACUUGGUGAAACAAGUUCUCGACCAAAUAUUAACAAUAGAGUUCGCACUCGAGAAAUUAACAACGUGUUUCACACGCAUCAGUUAUAACAAACAAAAAGGACACCUAAAUUAUCUAGGACCACUGUUUAGUAAUCUUUCACAAAGUAAACGAGGACUAGCGGUUUUCUGUGAUCCGUCCACCGAUCUGUUGACUCGUAUCCUUCCCUUUGUCCAUCAUGAAGGAAGUAUUGUGCGACGAGGCGGUUCCGUUGGUUUGCUUAAAAAUGUUUGUUUCGACUCGACCCUCCACGAAUGGCUUUUGGGUGACGGUGUUGAAGUUUUGCCCUACAUUUUAUUGCCUCUGGCAGGACCGGAGGAGUUCGACGAGGACACGAAUGAUAAGCUGCCAGUUGAACUGCAAUAUUUAGGACCUGAGAAGCGACGGGAGGAAGAUCCGGAUAUAAGAAAAAUGUUGAUAGAAUCACUGGCACAGUUGUGUGCCACCAGGAAGGGACGAAACUAUCUGAGAGAGCGGGGAACGUAUGAGAUUUUGAGAGAGCUGCACAAGUUUGAGUGUGGACCAGAUGGCGACAAACGGGUUCUGGCUGCGUGUGAAAAUGUUGUGGACGUUCUUAUUAGGACCGAGGAAGAAAUUGGGGAAGACAACUUGAAAAAUCUGGAGAUACCAGAAGAUGUGGUAUCAAAGAUAAAUGUUAUGAAUCAAGACAUCCAGGAAUAAUAAAAUAACGAUUGAUUCGAUAUUAUUUACAAUGAGAGACGAACCAACCUACGGCUGAAAGUCUCUAUAAUAAAGAACAAAAAAAAACAAUAUUUACAAAUUUG
Molecule: messenger RNA, 1237 nt
Organism: Toxorhynchites rutilus septentrionalis
Lineage: Eukaryota; Metazoa; Arthropoda; Insecta; Diptera; Culicidae
Product: protein HGH1 homolog
Exons: 3
Coding region: 54-1133 (359 amino acids)
Source: RefSeq, a predicted model, not a curated record